UACGCUUCAGCCUAGUUUAACGGAAGUAAACAACCUUGACAAGAGAAGGAAAAUUUCUUUAGAGUUUUCUGUGAAAUCUGGUCCCGUUUGAAGGCUCCAGUAAGUGCGGAAUAAGUUUGUGAAAUUCCAGGCGAAAUGGAUAUCGAAUACCCGUAUCAGAAGGAACGCCGCGAGUUCGGACGGCAGUGUCUGUUUUCCGACAAGAACAAGGUCGAGUUUUCGGAAGCCGCCAACCAUGAGUUUUUCAAGGAGUACAUCCUUCGGGAUCCGGUGGACGUCGGGACUCAAUACAGCAAUCAGAUGGCUUUGAGCGAGGUCAAUACGGAAAGCGCUGAAUAUGAAAACCGUGGGAUAUUGCAUUCGGAGGGUGGAUGGCCUAAGGACGUAAACUACUUGGAUCCCGAGCAAACGGUUCGGUAUCGGAGAAAGAUUGAGAAGGAUGAGAACUACGUUAGUCAGCUGACGUCUAUGAUGAAACCGAUGGAGCAUUGUAUCUAUCAGAACAAUGCUGUAAAUAUCUAUGAGAACUAUUUCGAGGGCUUGGACCCCGCACCUCUCAUGGAGAAGAGCAGCUCGAGAACUUUGAACGUUUACCGAGAUCCCUCAAUCUACAAACAGCCCGUAACUCAUUUAUCAUGGUCACCCGAUGGUGGCUCAAAAAUUGCAGUCUCUCAUUGUAAUCUAAACUUUCAAGAAACAUCAGGCAAAGCCGUUUGUUCGUACAUCUGGGAAAUCGAGAACCCGAAUGCUCCAUUGCUCAGAUUUACUCCCCACAGUUCCAUAAUUUGCCUGGAGUACAAUCAAAAGGAUCCCACCACGCUGGUGAGUGGCAUGUACAACGGGCAAGUCGCCGCAUGGGAUACCAGAAACGUAAAGGCUCCGGUCAUGAUCAGCGAACGGGAGCACUCGCACAGGGCUACGGUGAACUCGACCUUGUGGAUCAACUCCAAAAGUGGAACGGAGUUCUUUUCCGGGUCUUCGGAUAGCCAAGUGAUGUGGUGGGAUACACGGAAACUCUCGCAACCCAUAGAUACUCUGCUGAUGGAUCCCGUCAAGUCGGAUGAGCAGGACCUGUCGCGUUCGUAUGGUGUCAGUUGCUUGGAGUAUGAGACUUCUAUUCCUACCAGGUUCAUGUGUGGGACGGAACAGGGAAUGCUGUUUUCCUGCAACCGUAAGGGCAAAUCACCACAGGAGAAGAUUGUUUAUAGGCUUCCAUGCCACACCGGACCGAUUUACUCCCUGACCCGUAAUCCGGCGUUCGUUAAAAACUUCCUCACGGUUGGCGAUUGGAUUGCUCGCAUUUGGUCCGAAGAUUGCCGGGAAAGUUCCAUCAUAUGGACGAAACACCACUCGGUGAUGUUAACCGAUGGCGUUUGGAAUCCGACCCGUUACUCGAUAUUCUAUGUCAGCCGCGUGGAUGGUGUUCUGGACGCAUGGGACCUGUUGCAGCAACAAAGUGACCCCAUUCUGAGCAUCAAAGUUUGUGACGAGAGCUUACGGUGCUUGCGUGCUCACGAGGGCGGGUAUUUGGUUGGAGCCGGUAGCAUUAAGGGGGCUACUUUUCUGCUGGAAAUGUCCGACAAUAUGACGUCCAUCAAGAAUGAUAAACCAUUAUUGACGGCGAUGUUGGAACGUGAAAACCGGCGCGAGAAAAUAUUGGAAGCGAAAUCACGUGAAAUGAAACUCAAAGUUCGAAGUUUGCACCGACAGGAGGACAACGUUGACGACAAGCCGAAGUUAUUCCAGUGCCAAUCUGCGUGCGAAGCUGCUGAACAAGAUUUCCUUCAGACGCUAGAGAGAGAAAGGAAAGCUCGUUCUCCGGAAGAAUAUGAUCAAGAGUAUGAUCCACGAAAAAUCGCCGAACAGGAACAGAUGAAGGAAGCCCAAUCAGAUGAAGAUAUGCUUGAAUAAAACAAUCAAUUUAAAAUUUAUUGUGAGGAUUUAUGGUUUACACAAUAUGCUUAUCAACGACUACUGAAACGACGUUUAUUACAAAAUAAAGCUGAUUGAUUCGA
Messenger RNA from Aedes albopictus (Asian tiger mosquito), 2015 nucleotides. RefSeq names its product dynein intermediate chain 3, ciliary (gene Dnai2). Lineage: Eukaryota; Metazoa; Arthropoda; Insecta; Diptera; Culicidae. Bases 136 to 1911 code for a protein of 591 amino acids. Gene Ontology annotation, cellular component: outer dynein arm. Gene Ontology annotation, molecular function: dynein light chain binding; dynein heavy chain binding. Gene Ontology annotation, biological process: cilium movement; outer dynein arm assembly. The transcript has 5 exons. The record is from RefSeq and is a predicted model, not a curated record.